CCUAUUAUUCCCAAUAUAAUCUCUCUCAGUUUCCAACUCUCUCUCAUUCAUCUCUCUCAAUUUCUUUCAUUUCUUAUUCAAUCUUCUCACUUUUCAACUCUCUCUUCAAUCCAUUCCUCAAUUUCAACUUUUCAUUUCUCAAUUUCACCAAUUUCAACUUUCAUUUUCUAGGAAAUUGUUCUUCAAAAUCCAUCUGGGUCUUUGAAAAUUUUUAUUUUUUCUUUCAGUUUUGUAGUUUUGGCCAAUUGGGUCUGUGAAAAAUUACAUAUUUUUUGUUUAUCUUCUGAUUUUGAUAAUUGGGUCAUUGAUCCAUUUUUGAGAAAAAAGAAGUGUGUUAUAUAUGUAAAGAAUGUUUAGUUCUAUUAAAAUGCGUUCUACUUCAGAAUUUUCAGGUUCUUCAAUUCAUAAUCCACGUGGCAAUCAAGUUCAAUCUAUGGAAAAUUCAAGUUUUGAAAAAGAGCUUAAUUUGUUUCAAAAACAUGUAACUGAUAGAUUCAAUGAACUAUCUCAUGUUUCAAAUGAUGAAUUGUUAUCACUUUCUUGGGUUAGUAAUCUUCUAGAUACAUUCCUUUGUUGCCAAGAGGAAUUCAAGAUGAUUCUUCAUAGCCAUCGAUCGAGGGUGAUUAAUCCGUCUUUGGAUCGAUUGGUUAAUGAUUUUAAUGAGAGGAGUUUGAAGGCAUUGGAUGUAUGCAAUGCUAUUAGAGAUGGUAUUGAAAUGGUUAAACAAUGGGAGAAACAAUUGGAGAUUGUGGUUUGUGCAUUGGAUCAUAAAAGAAUCAUUAGUGAAGGGCAAUUUCGUCGUGCUAAAAAAGCUCUUGUUGAUUUAGCAAUUGGUAUGAUUGAUGAUAAUAGUAAAGAUUCUAAUAAUGUUUCUUCAUUUACAUAUAGAAAUAGAUCAUUUGGUAGAAACAAUGUUAAUCGAGGUUCGUCUCAAUUUGGUCAUUUUAGAUCACUUUCUUGGAGUGUAUCAAGGAAUUGGUCAGCUACAAAACAACUACAAGCAAUAGGGAACAAUCUUUGUUUUCCUAAAAGUAAUGAUCUUGUUGCUACUAAUGGUCUUGCAUUGACUAUUUAUACAAUGAGUUCAAUUUUGUUGUUUACAAUGUGGUCACUUGUGGCUGCAAUUCCUUGUCAAGAUAGAGGAUUGAAUGUCAACUUUACCAUUCCGCGGCAGGUAGUGUGGGCCGCACCAGUGAUGUCGCUCCACGAGCGGAUUUCAGAGGAGUCGAAGAAGAGAGAGAGGAAGAGUUCUUGUGGACUUUUGAAGGAGAUUCAGAAGAUUGAGAAGUGUGCUAGGGCGAUGAAUAAUUUGGCUGAUUCUUUGCACUUUCCUUUGAGUGAGGAAAAAGAAAAUGAGGUUAGGGUUAAAGUGCAAGAUGUGGUGAAUGUUUGUGAAGAUUUGAAAGAUGGGUUGGAUCCUUUGGAAAGACAAGUUAGGGAAGUGUUUCAUAGAAUUGUUCGCGGUAGAAUGGAAGGGCUUGAAUAUCUUGGUAGAUAGUAAUUAAAACCUUAACAAUUAUUUCAGAUGAGAUUUGAACUCUGUCUCUUUGAUGUUACAAAGUCAAAUUCUUACCACCUGAAUCAACUUGAUAGUGCCAUACCAAACAACCACAAGAAGAGGAGUUGGGAUUGUAAAUGUGAGGAUUUUUAUUUUUUUGUGUCUAUUAAGACUUAUACAUAAAAUGUUUAGAGUUUAGAUUUUGAAUUAGACCUUUGUGGUCUAUACUGUUUGAUUUUCUCUUUUGGCUUUUUGCCUUAUGAUAUUGCUUACAGUAUAAUCAAUUUUCCAUGGGAAUUGUUGCUUGUUAGUUAGAGCUAUGCCUAAUUUUGUUCAUGAUUAUGUAUCAGAUGCAUUUUCCUAUAUGACUUUGAUGUUAUGGAAGCAAGAAUGAUUUGUUGAACUAAAGUGUGAAAUGAAAAGUACAAAUUUUACA
Trifolium pratense (red clover) is the source of this 1934-nucleotide messenger RNA. RefSeq names its product protein ROH1-like. NCBI's taxonomy places the organism in Eukaryota, Viridiplantae, Streptophyta, Magnoliopsida, Fabales, Fabaceae. Bases 350 to 1498 code for a protein of 382 amino acids. The record is from RefSeq and is a predicted model, not a curated record. The transcript has a single exon.